This is a messenger RNA of Seriola aureovittata, 2113 nucleotides long. RefSeq names its product lysosome membrane protein 2-like. The coding region runs from base 374 to 1930 and encodes 518 amino acids. NCBI's taxonomy places the organism in Eukaryota, Metazoa, Chordata, Actinopteri, Carangiformes, Carangidae. Gene Ontology annotation, cellular component: cytoplasm; lysosome; membrane. The record is from RefSeq and is a predicted model, not a curated record. Gene Ontology annotation, biological process: receptor-mediated endocytosis; protein targeting to lysosome. Gene Ontology annotation, molecular function: scavenger receptor activity. The transcript is spliced from 13 exons.
UUUCUUAUUGUUUUAUUACGGCGGCGUGUAGGACGCUGCUUCUGAGUGAUUGCAAGGACCUCGUGGUUGUCAAAGUGAACGGCUUCAUUAUUAACCACGAGUAAACAGACGUACCCGGAGCUCUUUGUAACUCGGAAACUCGUCGGGGCUGAACUGAACAUCUCCUACCGUUACUUACUUAGCCGCUCGUCCGGGUGGAGUGUGCAGUUUGUGACCACCCUGAACAAACUUUAUUACAACCUUUCAACAAAACAAAACAGAAAGCAGCGGGGAAGUCAGUGUCGGAGCUCUUUAUUUCACAGCCUGCGUGCAGUUAGGAAGCCUUUUCUAGGAUUUGUGUCGGAAGACUUGAAAUCUCCAUCCAUCCUCCAACAUGACACGAAGAUCCUGCGCGGUCUAUGCGGUCGGGAUCAUCUGCGCCCACCUGCUGGUCAUUGGGAUUGGCUUAUUUGUGGCUCAAACUUUCCGCACUCUUAUGCACAACCGCCUCAAAAAGGAGAUUGUUUUGGUAGAGGGCAGCCGUGUGUUUGCGUCGUGGAAAACCCCUCCCCCUCCUGUCUACAUGGAGUUCUUCUUCUUCAAUGUGACCAACGUGCCGGAGUUCCUUGAAGGGGCCAAGCCAGUGCUCAACCAGGUUGGACCCUACACAUACAGGGAGUACAGGUACAAGGACAAUGUGAGCAUGGUGGAAAAUGACACUAUGGUGUCCGCAUACAACACCAAAAGCUUUGUGUUCAUGAGGGAGAGGUCUGUGGGAGACCCAGCCGAGGAUAACAUCACCACUGUCAACAUCCCUCUUUGGGCUGUAAUGAGCAAGGCGAAAGGUUUCAUGAAGGUCACCAUGGCAAAUUUCAUGAUCAGCGCUACUGGGAGCCAGCUCUUCAUUACUCGCAGUGUGGAUGAAUUGCUGUGGGGUUAUGAAGAUCCCAUGCUGUCCCGUAUCUCUCAAAGCUCACCUGAAGUGGAAAAGAUCUUUGGUCUCAUGUACAAGAAAAAUGGAACUAACGACGGGGAGUUUGUCUACCACACCGGGGUGCAGAACUACAUGGAUUAUGGACGGGUGGAAACGUGGAAAGGCCAAAGUGAGCUGACGUUCUGGUCGACUGAACAAAGCAACAGCAUCAAUGGAUCAGAUGGAAGUGCUUUCCAUCCCCUGCUGGACAAGAACGAACGCAUUUAUAUCUUCACCCCAGACCUCUGCAGGACGAUUUACAUGGAGUUUGAGAAAGAUGUGGAGGUGAACGGAAUCCCAGCGUAUCGCUUCACACCACCACGCUCUGUCCUGGCCAGCAAAGAGGAGAACCCAGCCAACGAGGGUUUCUGCGUCACCCCACAGGAGUGCCUGGGAACUGGCCUUCUUAAAGUCAGUCCCUGUCGGAAAGGUGCCCCAGUGGUCGCUUCCUUUCCUCAUUUCUACCUGGCAGAUGAUCAAUACCCGGAUGCCAUUGAAGGAAUGUCCCCUCAAAGAGAGCAUCACCAAACGUUCCUCGACCUUAACCCGACCACUGGAGUGAUUGUACGAGCAAACAAGAGAGCACAGAUUAACAUCUUGCUCAGCAGAAUGUCUGGAUUCCCGAAAACCAGAAAUUUGAAUACCGUCUUUCCUGUUAUGUUCCUCAAUGAGAGUGUGGUGAUUGAUGAUGCAUCCGCGGCAAAAGUGCAGAAGCUGCUGCUUAUCGUCACUCUAGUGUCCAACUUCCCGCUCAUCAUCGUGGGACUGGGUGUCAUCAUGCUCUUCGUCUUCAUCAUCCUUCUGUUGCGGGCCCGCAGGCAGAAGAAUGAAGUUAAACGCAUUGUGUUUACCAAGCCUACCUAUGCUACCUCUGCUGAAGACGACACCUCCUACUCUCCAGUCAAUGACAAGGAAAAGGAUGAUCCCCAAAAUGGAACCUAUAUUGGUUUGACACCUAAACCUGACCCACAAGCUUGAGAAGGAGGAAGAGGAUGGUUAGAAAGAAGCUUUGUACAUUGGCAACCUUCAGAAUUACAAAUAGAGAUUUGGAGAGAGAAAAAAUUGUGAAUAUCCUUUAUAAUUGUAAAUCUGUCUGUUUUUGAUGUUUUUUUUGGGGGGGGGGGGGGGGGUUGACGGGUAGAUAAUUGGGACUCAACUAGU